AAAUGAAGGUUGGAUUUGUGUGCGUAUGUCCGCCUUUCUUGAAUCUUGACCCCUCCUCUCUCUCUCUCUCUCUCAGAGGACUUCACAUAGUCUUAACUAGUCUCUCCUUUUGCUGUGGCAUGUCUUUACCAAAUUUUCCUUUUGAGUAAUACUGACGGAAAACAUUGUCGAUACAGAAACUGAAGCUAAAGAGAGAAAAAGUACUCGAAUUCGGUGGUUUUGCGUUAUAAUUUACAUCCCCAGAAAUUCUGAAUUUUCAGGGGCUCGAACAAAAUGGGAGUCGCUUUCCAGGAUGCCAUCGACCAGCUGCAAGCAUUGAUGGAUCAAGGUAGUGAGCCAUUGCAGGCGACAUUUCAGAAUGUUCAUCAAGGGUAUAUCACUGAAACAUUGGUGCGGUUUCUAAAAGCAAGGGACUGGAAUGUUUCAAAGGCCCAUAAAAUGCUGGUUGAUUGUUUGAACUGGAGAGUACAAAAUGAGAUUGACAACAUAUUAACUAAACCCAUAAUCCCUCCUGAUUUGUACAGAGCUGUGCGGGAUUCACAACUAAUUGGAUUGUCUGGAUACUCAAGAGAGGGGCUUCCUGUCUUUGCUAUUGGAGUUGGUCUUAGUACAUUUGACAAAGCAUCUGUCCAUUAUUAUGUGCAGUCUCACAUUCAAGUUAAUGAAUAUCGUGAUCGUGUAAUAUUGCCUACUACAUCAAAGAAGCAUGGUCGACCUAUUACCACAUGUGUGAAGGUCUUAGAUAUGACUGGACUGAAGCUGUCAGCCCUGAAUCAGAUUAAGUUGUUAACAAUUAUAUCAUCCAUUGAUGAUCUCAACUAUCCUGAGAAGACAAAUACUUAUUACAUUGUGAAUGUCCCAUACAUAUUUUCAGCUUGCUGGAAGGUUGUGAAGCCACUUCUACAAGAGAGAACAAGGAAAAAAGUGCAGGUCUUGCCGGGUAGUGGGCGAGAUGAACUGUUGAAGAUCAUGGAUUACUCUAGCUUGCCACAUUUCUGUAGACAAGAAGGGUCUGGAUCAUCUAGACAUUCAGAUAGUGGAAGUCAAAACUGCUAUUCCUUGGAUCAUCCGUUCCAUCAAGAGCUCUACAAUUUCAUCAGGCAGCAAUCCAGACUCCAUGAAUCUGCUGAACCCAUCAAGCAGGGAUCUUUUCAUGUGGAUUUUCCCGAGCCUAAAGCCGAAGAAUCUGAAAUUGCUCAGACUAUACAAUCCGAGUUAAACAAGUUUGGGAAUGGAAAUGUGGUUUCUAACUCACUAAAUAACCUCAAAAUCAACGGUGAUUGAAACCCUUGUGGGGUUGAGGAUUUGAACUGAUGAUGAGUUAGCAGCUCAUGGUGUAUUUGCCCAUCUAAAAUGAUCUGUGCUAAUGUUGUAGGUUUUUGUGCUGUUUCUACGAGUAUUGUGAAGAAUUAGUCAGUCUUGUUUAUGGAAGUCUGAGAAAUUCAGGGCGUAGUCAGCAUAAUACAGUUCCCAUCUUCAAAUUAUGCUGCGAAUGCAGUAGAGAAAUGUCAAAUAUAAUAUUUUAUA
This is a messenger RNA of Prosopis cineraria, 1527 nucleotides long. Its product is annotated as phosphatidylinositol/phosphatidylcholine transfer protein SFH2-like. The coding region runs from base 274 to 1284 and encodes 336 amino acids. The transcript is spliced from 11 exons. The record is from RefSeq and is a predicted model, not a curated record. NCBI's taxonomy places the organism in Eukaryota, Viridiplantae, Streptophyta, Magnoliopsida, Fabales, Fabaceae.